Molecule: messenger RNA, 1005 nt
Organism: Darwinula stevensoni
Lineage: Eukaryota; Metazoa; Arthropoda; Ostracoda; Podocopida; Darwinulidae
Source: the annotation of a GenBank genome assembly
AUGAAAUGGACGCCGGCCCAUGGAAUCGGUGCGGAGUGCGAGACACCCGAACCUGACGUGCAACCGGGGAAAUGCAUCAACAUUAAAGAUUGUGAGAAACUCCGCUCUCUCCUUCACGGACCCAAUCAAAACAUCGAUUAUGUGAGGCGGUCCAUCUGCUUCAUACCGGUCAAUGGAGGGGAUCCCGAUGUUUGCUGCCCAGAGGCAAAACGCUCUGAACCCUUCAAGGCGGUCGUAACUUUGAAUAAAAAGAAACUGUUCCCGAACCCUCUCCAGUACGAAUGCGGCUUUGGGGUCAAUAACAGGAUAGCGAACGGGGAAGAUGCUCCACUUGGAGCGUGGCCCUGGAUGGCUCUGCUCUUCUAUGAAUUUCCUGGGGAAGAAAUGAAGCCACGUUGUGGAGGAGCUGUGAUCAACGAACGAUACGUAAUCACGGCUGCCCAUUGCGUCAGUCCUAUCAUCAUCGGCGACAACAAACUCGCAUACGUGAGACUGGGAGAGCACACGCUAUCGACGAACCCAGAUUGUAGGGGGGCGACGAAUGAGGAUUGCCUACCGUUGUACAUCAAUGUAAACGUGGAACAGACCAUAAUUCAUCCCAACUUCAAAUUGAACGGUAGAAAUGCGAUCAGCUCUGAUAUCGCCCUCCUCCGGCUCGCCAAGGUCGUCGAUUUCCAAAAUCCAGUGACGCUGAACAACGGGACUGAUGUCCUACAACAGCUGCAGGUCCCAAUCGUGCCACUAGCAGCAUGUUCAGUCAUUCCAUUUUUCAAGUCGGUGACAUUCACCAACGAAUACAUCUGUGCGGGAGGCGAGCCUAACAAGGACGCUUGCAUGGGAGACAGUGGGGGGCCGUUGAUGAUCCUGAGACCUGGGAUUGCUCAAUAUUUUCUCAUCGGUGUUGUCUCAUUUGGUACUCCAUAUUGUGGGCUAAUUGAUGCUCCUAGUGUCUACACUCGCAUCACCCAAUAUCUUGACUGGAUCCUCGAUCACGUCAAGGAAUGA